Messenger RNA from Ectocarpus sp. CCAP 1310/34, 414 nucleotides. The record is from the annotation of a GenBank genome assembly. Lineage: Eukaryota; Phaeophyceae; Ectocarpales; Ectocarpaceae.
AGGAUACGGGCGGCUAAGAACGGCAUGGCGUCUGCGGCGGACAAGAAGCAGGACGGGGGUGUCGACGACGAGAAGAAGCUGCGGGGCGCCCUGGAAGGAGCCAUCGUUUCGGAGAAGCCCAACGUCAAGUGGAGCGACGUGGCCGGGUUGGAGCAGGCGAAGAGCACGCUCAAGGAAGGGGUCAUCUUGCCUGCGAAGUUUCCGCAGCUUUUUGCGGGGAAGAGAAGGCCGUGGAAGGGUAUCUUGCUUUACGGGCCUCCCGGAACGGGUAAGUCUUGCCUCGCCAAGGCGGUGGCGACGGAAUGGCUAGUGCUGCAUCCUUUAUCAGACCCAGCGCUCUCUCAGCUACACCGUUGUAUUCUGGGCUGUGCGCGGGGGUGAACCCCUGUUUGAUGCAGUACUCCGGCACACCUU